CGCGACGAAAGUACAAUGGUAGAGCUAUUGCAAGUAAACGCAACUUCCCAACUCGAAGAAGAAAGCAACAAAUGGUAUUAAACUAACUUGUUAUUUGCUUACUAGACGCUGACAAAAUGGAUAACGAAGGCAUAAAAAAUAUGGCAAAUUUUCGGGCGAAAUCAGUGAAGUUCGCCGACACCAACGACGAGCCUUUGGUAAAGCGCCUCGGCAGCGGAAGCUUGUCAACAAAGGAUGCUGUCAAGUCUGUGAGGAACACGCGUACACAUACCUCGACAUGGCUAAACUCCAGCUCCCGACACCGAGGGAAGCGUCGAUGGAGACGCUUCUUAAUGCGUUGCAAUCCGCGCUAUUGGGUGCACGUCCUCAACAAGCGGCUUCCCAUCCUCCUUCCAGAAACGAUUAAGCGACGAUACUGGGACUUCUUUGUGCUCAUACUCGUGGUCUGGUCAGCGCUUGUCGUGCCAUUUGAGGUAGGGUUCGGACCCAUCGGCUGGUCUGGUGACUACGCCAUGGAGCGAUUGGUGGACGCUUGCUUCUGGGUGGACAUCGGUCUCAAUUUCCGGACGGCUUACGUCGACCACUCGGCAAACAUGGUCAGGGACGGAGGGAAAAUCGCAGCACACUACAUCCGCACCUGGUUUUUCGUGGACCUGAGCGCCUCCAUUCCCUUCGACGUCAUCGUGCUGUGGUUCGUGAGCAACAUGAGCAGCGAGGGACUCAUCGCGCUGGGGCUGCUGCGCACCCCCCGGCUGCUGCGACUGGGGAGGCUGCUGCGCUACUUUGACCGCAUGAAGGGAGCCAACAUCGUGCGGAUGGGCAAGCUGCUGUUCUUCAUGGCCCUUGUUGCCCACUGGGUGAGCUGUCUGUGGUUCAUGCUGUACCGCAUGACCCACGGGUCGCUCAACUGGAGCUACGACCUGCUCAGCAACGCCCAAACCAUGACCUACUACCUGGAGGCCUACCUGCAGUCCUUUCUGCUCAUGAUCGGCAACGACAUCAGCCCGCAGAACAACAUCGAGCGGCUGUACUGCACGGGCAUCCUGGUGAUCGGCGCCUGCUUCUACGCCAUCGUGGUGGGUCACAUGUCGCUGUUAGUCAACAACAUGAACCCCACCGCCUCGCGACACAAGUUCAAGAAGGACAUCAUCAACAACACCGUCAGGUAUCUGGGAGCCCCCCGCGACAUCGCCAGCCGCAUCGACCAAUACUUCGACUACCUCACCACCUACUCGCACCCGGGUCCCGAUGGCAUGGCGCUCAUCUCGCAACUGCCCUCAUCCAUGUUCCAGGACAUCGCCAUCUGGAUGUACCGCGACCUGGUGACCAAGGUGCCGCUCUUCAAGGAGUGCGAGCCCGCCUUCAUCGCGCAGCUGGUCAUCCGACUGCGGCUGGCGGUGUUCCUGCCCAGCGAGGUGAUCUUCCGGAUCGGAGAUGUUGGGCACGAAAUGUACUUCAUCACAAAGGGCCAUGUUGCUGUGCUGAACGACAACGGCGAGAUGCUGGCGGUGCUGCACAAGGGCGGCUUCUUCGGCGAGCUGGCGCUGCUUGCCACCGCCCGCCGCACCGCGCAGUGUGUGGCGCUGUGCCACUGCGACCUCACACUGCUCAUGGCGCACGACCUGGUGGCGGCCAUGAAGGACUUCCCGGACUCGGCGGAGAAGGUUCGCGCCCACGCAGUGAAGCGUCUGAACGACAUGCAAACAGCGGGCAAAGUAGCGCGCGAGGCGCACGCCUACCCUGCUCCACGACACCUCAAGAAGCUGAAUCCGGCGGCAGCGGAGGCGGAGGAGCAGGCGGCGGCGGCGGGCGCUGGCGGAGGCGGAGGCGGCGGCUCCUUUGGCGGCGGCAUCGCGUCACGUGCGAUGCUGUCAUUGAUGAGUGGUGCACAUGGGGGUGCUGGCGGAGGCGGCGGUGGGGUUAGCGGUGGCGGCGGCGGCGGAGGAGGAGGUGGUAUGGCAGGUGACGGCGACGGAGGCGGCGGAGAGCACUUGGCGACGCAGCGGCGGCCGUCGUCCGGGAAUCCUGACGCCGUUGGGGGCGCUGGCGGCGGCGGGGGAGGUAUGGGUGGUGGCGGCGUCGUCCGGGGUAUUGCGGGUAGCGGUGACGGCGCUGGUGGCGGCGGCGGCGAAGGUAACGCCGGCAGCGGCGGUGUUGGGGAUGCCAGCGGCGGCGGCGGCGGCGGCGGGGGUAGCAGCAGUGCAGCGGACCUCUCCGCCAGUACGUUGCAGCUGGUGGAGCAGGUGCAAGCCACCAUCAGCAGGCUGACGGGCAAGAUUGAGGCCCUGCAGGGCAAGAUGGGCAAGAUCCACACGCGGUUGGGUCGGGUGGAGGCCAACCCCAACAUCUUCAACACCGGCCCCCCCAUGGGCCCCAUGGCGGGUGACCCGGGCGGCGCGGGGAAGAACAUAUUCGAUGUGGACUUUGCCGGCGGCAUGUGAGGGCUGCUGCGGCGGUGGCGGCGGCGGUGGCGGCGGUGGCAACACACGAGAGAAGCAAACAAGCUUGUGGGCAAGACCCAGGACCCAGGACGUGCAUGCGUGAAGCGAGAGCCGAGGGAUGGGUGUCGAAGCAUGUCGAGGCUCGCGUCCCUGCAGCACCUGCCAACCCCUACCUCCAACACCUCCCAAGUCGUCUAACACCUCCUUCAAACAUCUCCCCAUACCUCCUUCAGACACCUCCCAACACCUCCCAAUUCCUGCCUCCAACGGCCCCGGUACCGUACCAGCAACGACUGGACCCAUUCCCCUCCUUUCCCACGCCCUCCACGUUCCGCUGCCCCCGUUGUCCACGACCUCCAAGUUGCACUCUGCCCCCCUGUCCGCUGCUCCAAGGCUGCUUUACGGCCAUGCGACGCGGCAAACAGCGGGAACGGCUGCGGGAGGGAAGGUAUGUGGAUGUGCUUGGUUUUAUCGGGGUGUUGAGAAGGACUUGGGAUUUGGAGAGGGACGCGGCGAGGGACACGAAGAGAUGUACACGGCCCACAGACAUGUGUUAAAACCAACUGGCCACAAACAUAUGUCUGGAAAGAGAGAGAGGAACGAGCAGGGGGAUUAUUUGGUUUCCUGUCGAGCAGGCUGACCACUGAUGUGGACGGAUGCCGUGACGUGGGGCUCCGGAUGAGUAUGAUGAUGGGGCGAUGUUUUGACGGGACUGUUGCUCGGAUUUCGGAGACGCGGGAGAGAACGUCCGUACACCUGCCGCACGGCUGCCGCCGCCGGGGCGUUGCUUCGCGGCUGUCGUACGGUUAUUUCGUUGGGUUUCCAACCGAGUGGCUUUACACAAGGAUUUUCGGUUGGUCGACGAGAGGACGGGACAUGCACAGCCGUUUUUUGUUCCGUUUCGGUAUGGAAAAGGUUGAAGGGAGGGCGAUUUUGGAGAGGCUGUUGGGGUGGUUGGUGGUUUGAUGAUGUGUGGAUAAGGCCCCCGUGGACCAAGUGUGCGCAACCGACGCGCAACCGCAACGGCCAACAUGCUGCUGGUUAGCCUGCAGUCGCUUGAAUGGCGCCUAUGGUGCACUACCGGAGCGAAGAUGUUGGUUGAUGUAUGCGGACGACGAUGUGGAUUUGAGAGGCGUUACUGAGAAGUGUUUGAAGGAGGGGAUGAAGCGCAUUUCAAAAUAGGC
Messenger RNA from Astrephomene gubernaculifera, 3625 nucleotides. NCBI's taxonomy places the organism in Eukaryota, Viridiplantae, Chlorophyta, Chlorophyceae, Chlamydomonadales, Astrephomenaceae. The record is from the annotation of a GenBank genome assembly.